AGUCCAAGAACCGCCCCUUCCGCUCUCAUGGCUUUCAUGAGUCCCCUCUAAGGCUCUAGAGCCACUUCCCACAACAAAGAUGGCAGCGACGACCUCCUCUGCCCAAAGUUCACCCGAAGGAGGGAGGGGGCUCAGGAACUAGAGACUCCCGAAGGAGGAGGGGCGGGGAGGGUGCCAGUGGUUAAGGGGAGGAAGGAAGACCUCUUCCGCUCCAUUUCUAUGGCAACCCGGCUGGGUCCUGCAGCCGUCGAUCAGACCGGGACUGUGUCUCUGGGCGUGGGGAAGCCGUGGGUAUUUUUUUACCCCGUUUUUGCGACAGUCGCGGUGAUAGUCACGGCGGUUGGGGCCGCUGUCAGCUGAUUUACUGCAACGGCGGCUGCUGCAGCAGCCACGGUCACAGCUCUUUCCAGUCCGGCGGGCGCCCGAGGACCUCGGCUGGGCAGAAGCCGGAGUCCACCGGUGCCGCCCGCGCAUCCCUCGGUCCCCGGGACUUCUCGCUGCUCUCAUUUCCCGGGGGAUCGGCGGCUGGGGGUCGGGGCGAAUCCGCGACGUGAGCUGAGACUUGAGAAGGUGUGAAAGCAAAAUGGCAGGAAACAGCCUUGUCCUACCAAUUGUUCUUUGGGGCCGUAAAGCACCGACACACUGCAUCUCAGCUGUGCUUUUAAUGGAUGAUGGAGCUACGAUUGUAACAGGGUGUCAUGAUGGACAAAUAUGCCUCUGGGACCUUUCCUUAGAACUGGAAAUUAAACCUCGAGCUCUCUUAUUUGGCCAUACAGCUUCAAUUACUUGUUUGUCCAAAGCUUGUGCUUCUAGUGACAGGCAGUAUGUAGUGAGUGCAUCUGAAAGUGGAGAAAUGUGCCUUUGGGAUGUAAGUGAUGGCAGAUGUAUCGAAUUUACGAAAUUAGCUUGUACACAUACUGGCAUACAGUUCUACCAGUUCUCUGUUGGGAAUCAGCAUGAGGAGAGACUGCUGUGCUAUGGACAUUACCCUGAAAUUCUAGUUGUGGAUGCCACCAGCCUUGAGGUUCUUUACUCCUUAGUAUCAAAGAUAUCUCCUGACUGGAUUAGCUCCAUGAGUAUUAUUCGAUCCCAUCGAACACAAGAGGAUACUGUUGUAGCAGUUUCAGUGACAGGAAUCUUGAAGGUUUGGAUUGUUACAUCUGAAGUUAGUGGUACCCAGGAUACUGAACCAAUAUUUGAAGAAGAAUCCAAACCAAUUUAUUGUCAGAAUUGCCAAAGUAUCUCUUUCUGUACAUUUACCCAAAGGUCACUUUUGGUUGUGUGUUCUAAAUAUUGGAGGGUAUUCGAUGCUGGAGAUUAUUCCUUGUUAUGUUCUGGCCCUAGUGAAAAUGGGCAAACUUGGACAGGAGGUGACUUCAUAUCAGCAGAUAAAGUUAUUAUAUGGACAGAAAAUGGACAAAUUUAUAUUUAUAAACUACCUGCCAGUUGUCUGCCUGCUAGUGAUUCAUUCCGAAGUGAUGUUGGAAAGGCUGUUGAAAAUUUAAUUCCUCCUGUACAGUAUGGUCUUUUGGAUAGAGAAGAUAAAGAGUUGUUUAUUUGCCCUCCUGUUACUCGAUUCUUUUAUGGAGGUAUGGAUUGCUUCCAUAAACUACUUAUUCAGGGAGAUUCUUCAGGAAGAUUAUGUAUUUGGAAUGUACCAGACCUACUUGAAAAACAGGAAAAUGCAGAAGGAUUUGAGAUGACAACUUCUAUUUGUUUACAAGAGGCAUUUGGUAAACUCACUCCUUCACCUGCUGGGAUUAUAGAUCAACUAAGUUUGGUUACUAAUAGCAAUGAACCUUUGAAAGUUACAGCAAGUGUAUACAUUCCAUCCCAUGGACGACUAGUUUGUGGCCGUGAAGAUGGAAGCAUAAUUAUUGUGCCAGCAACACAAACUGCUAUAGUUCAGCUACUACAGGGGGAACAUAUGCUCAGGAGAGGUUGGCCACCUCACAGAACUCUUCGGGGUCAUCGGAACAAAAUUACAUGUUUACUAUAUCCUCAUCAGGUCUCAGCUCGUUAUGACCAAAGAUACUUGAUCUCUGGAGGAGUGGAUUUCUCUGUCAUAAUCUGGGACAUAUUUUCUGGAGAAAUGAAACAUAUCUUCUGUGUGCAUGGUGGAGAGAUUACUCAACUCCUUGUCCCACCUGAAAACUGUAGUACAAGAGUGCAACACUGCAUCUGCUCUGUAGCCAGUGACCACUCUGUAGGACUUCUAAGUUUGAGAGAGAAAAAAUGUAUCAUGCUGGCAUCUCGUCACCUUUUUCCCAUCCAAGUAAUAAAGUGGAGGCCCUCAGAUGAUUACCUAGUGGUUGGCUGUUCAGAUGGAUCUGUUUAUGUCUGGCAAAUGGAUACUGGUGCAUUGGAUCGUUGUGUGAUGGGGAUUACAGCAGUCGAGAUUUUGAAUGCUUGUGAUGAAGCAGUUCCUGCUGCAGUUGAUUCUCUUAGUCAUCCAGCUAUUAAUUUAAAACAGGCUAUGACAAGACGUAGUCUGGCUGCUCUUAAAAAUAUGGCCCAUCACAAACUACAAACCCUUGCCACUAACCUCUUGGCUUCAGAAGCAUCUGACAAAGGAAAUUUACCUAAGUAUUCUCACAAUUCUCUGAUGGUUCAAGCAAUAAAGACUAACCUAACAGACCCGGACAUACAUGUGCUCUUCUUUGAUGUGGAAGCUUUGAUUAUUCAGCUCCUGACUGAAGAAGCCUCUAGGCCGAAUACUGCCCUUAUUUCCCCAGAGAGUUUGCAUAAAGCAUCUGGCAGUGCUGACAAAGGGGGCUCUUUCUUGACUGGCAAAAGAGCAUCCGUUCUCUUCCAACAAGUCAAAGAAACAAUCAAAGAAAACAUAAAGGAGCAUCUCCUUGAUGAUGAAGAUGAGGAUGAGGAGAUACUGAGGCAGCGGAGAGAAGACAGUGACCCAGAGUACCGAUCUAGCAAAUCUAAGCCAUUGACUUUAUUAGAGUAUAAUCUAACAAUGGAUACUGCAAAAUUGUUUAUGUCCUGUCUUCAUGCCUGGGGUCUGAAUGAAGUUCUAGAUGAAGUUUGUCUUGACCGCCUUGGAAUGCUUAAACCCCACUGUACAGUAUCCUUUGGUCUUUUGUCAAGAGGAGGCCACAUGUCAUUGAUGCUUCCUGGUCAUAACCAGCCUAUAAGUAAGCCAUCCUAUGGAAAACCAGAAGGGGAAGGAAAACUCUCAGCCACUGAGGGAGUGGGAAAAGGAACCUAUGGAGUAUCCCGGGCUGUCACGACUCAGCACCUUCUGUCUAUUAUAUCUUUGGCAAAUACCUUAAUGAGUAUGACCAAUGCAACUUUUAUUGGUGAUCAUAUGAAGAAGGGCCCUGUCAGGCCACCUAGGCCAAGCACCCCAGUCUUUUCUAAAGUGAAGGGUUCUCCUCCAACUUCCAGUAAUGUUGUGCAAGGACAGAUUAAACAAGCUGCUGCACCUGUUGUUUCUGCUCGGUCUGAUACUGAUCACUCUGGCUCUGACCCUGCUCCUACUCCUGCUUUACAUACCUGUUUCUUAGUAAAUGAAGGAUGGAGUCAGCUAGCUGCUAUGCAUUGUGUUAUGCUUCCAGACUUAUUGGGAUUGGAUAAAUUUAGACCUCCACUUCUAGAAAUGCUGGCUCGUAGAUGGCAGGAUCGAUGCCUUGAGGUAAGAGAAGCAGCGCAAGCUUUACUGUUGGCAGAAUUGAGAAGGAUUGAACAAGGAGGACGAAAAGAAACAAUCGAUGCUUGGGCUCCUUAUUUACCUCAGUAUAUGGAUAGUGUUAUAUCACCUGGAGUGACUGCAGAAUCUAUUCAGACUGCAACUGCUAAUCCAGAUGCUAUGGGGACUGAAACUAAAGUCCAAGAAGAAGAACAUGAUCUUGUAGAUGAUGACAUCACUGCAGGUUGUCUAUCAUCAGGUCUCCCACAAAUGAAAAAGAUAUCUACAUCAUAUGAAGAAAGACGUAAACAAGCUACAGCUAUUGUUUUAUUAGGAGUGAUAGGAGCUGAAUUUGGUGCAGAAAUUGAGCCUCCAAAAUUGCUGACAAGACCUCGAAGUUCCAGCCAAAUUCCUGAAGGAUUUGGUUUGACCAGUGGUGGAUCCAACUAUUCAUUAGCCAGACACACUUGCAAGGCAUUGACAUUCCUUCUCCUACAACCACCUAGUCCUAAACUCCCUCCGCACAGCACAAUUCGAAGAACUGCUAUUGAUCUAAUUGGAAGAGGUUUUACAGUAUGGGAGCCUUAUAUGGAUGUGUCUGCUGUCCUAAUGGGGCUUCUUGAGCUCUGUGCUGAUGCUGAGAAGCAACUUGCUAACAUCACAAUGGGGCUGCCCCUGAGCCCUGCAGCUGACUCCGCCCGCUCUGCAAGACAUGCCCUCUCACUCAUUGCCACUGCCAGACCACCCGCCUUCAUCACAACUAUUGCCAAGGAGGUCCACAGACAUACUGCUCUUGCAGCGAACACCCAGUCACAACAGAAUAUCCACACUACAACUCUUGCUCGAGCAAAAGGGGAGAUCUUGCGAGUCAUUGAAAUCCUUAUUGAAAAAAUGCCCACAGACGUUGUGGAUCUUCUUGUUGAGGUUAUGGACAUUAUAAUGUACUGUCUUGAAGGAUCUUUAGUUAAAAAGAAGGGACUUCAAGAAUGUUUCCCAGCCAUCUGCAGGUUCUACAUGGUCAGCUAUUAUGAACGGAAUCACAGAAUAGCAGUUGGAGCUCGCCAUGGUUCAGUGGCCCUGUACGACAUCCGGACUGGAAAAUGUCAGACAAUUCAUGGACACAAGGGGCCAAUAACUGCUGUGGCAUUUGCUCCUGAUGGACGAUAUCUUGCCACCUAUUCAAACUCUGAUAGUCACAUUUCCUUCUGGCAGAUGAAUAUCUCACUGUUGGGCAGUAUUGGCAUGUUGAACUCGGCACCCCAGCUUCGUUGUAUUAAAACUUACCAGGUGCCCCCGGUCCAGCCGGCCUCUCCUGGAUCGCAUAAUGCUCUCAAGUUGGCUCGGCUGAUCUGGACUUCCAAUCGCAAUGUGAUUCUUAUGGCCCAUGAUGGCAAAGAGCAUCGAUUUAUGGUCUAAAAUUAGUAUCUCUGUUCUCAUCAUUUUUGUUUUUAAAAUUCUCUGUAAACCUGUAUCUCUCCAUCCUUACUCAUACUGGAUUUACCCACGUCAGUGCCUAUAGAAGUCAUCCAGUGGAUCAGCCAGAUGGUGGUACUUGUGCACGGCUCUCUCUGUAGGGCAGAUCCCUUUUGUGCCCGCCGUGGCCCGGAGUCGCAGACACGCAAACUCACUAGGUUGUGGUUCUUGAGUCACCCUUGGCAGGAGGGGAGAGAAGGCAGUUCGGGGGAGGUUCUUGUUGCGUGGUGCAGAAGAAGCUGGAAAAUCAAUAAACACUGUGAUUGCGCUCCCUGGCUAGAUCAGCAUUUUUAGGAAUUUAAGCCCAAGCUCUGACACACAGUAGGAUCUAGUAGCUUGGAUAUUGGAUGUUGAGGUAAUAGGGCAGUCCUAAUUAUUGACGUAGUUUUCCUUUGGGUUUAUUAAUGCAUACUACUACUUACCAAAAAGUUUCUACGUUUACAUGUGCUUUCUUCGGGUGAUCAGUUGAGUGUCCUAGGCCUUGUCAGUUAAAGAUCUCACUGGUUUGAGAGAUGUGAGAAAGUAUAUGGAGAAAUUUUCAACACAAAACAUCCUCUUUUAGGCACAUAGUUUUUAAAAAUCCAUUGCUCCUUAUGAUCUAAACAAAAAUAUCCAGUUCAUAUAACAAUACUUUGAAUUGUAUUCAAUAAAGAACAAAAUCUAAGCUUAUUUUUAUCCACAUAUACAGAGAUACUUUUUUUUAAAGAGAUAACUCUUUCCCUAGCAAAAUUUCAAAUCUAUAAAUUAAAAUGUGGGAAAGUACAUUUAUGAUACAUGUGACAUUCAUGCUAAUAAUUAUAAUGUUGAAUACAGGGCUUUUUUUUUUUUGUAAAAUCUCUGCUAAAAUGAAAAUAUCCUAAAUUGUUAUCAAAUAUGGCACAAAAUUCUGGAGAACAUGUGAAAGAUGUUUGAUAUAUAUUUCUGUAAAUGUGCUUGAGCAUAUAUCCAAAAAAGGAUUUUUUUCUUCUUCAACAUAAACUUUAGGUGUUUAUUUUUUUUCUGCUACAUAUCAGUUAGUCAUGCUAGUUCAUGCUCACAGGAUUGAAAGAAAUCCUUAAAAUAUUUGUAUAAAUUAUUCCUCACAAACAUUUGAUAUAUGUAUAGUUUUGUUGGUUUAAGGAUUUUGGGGGGAGGGAAAUGUCUGAAAACUCACAAAAGGAAAAUGCUCUGUAAGUAAAUGAUUUAUUAGAAAAAAAGAAAAUAUGGAACUCACAGAGAAACCAAAAGUGGUAAUAAAGGAAGAAAGCAAAUGAUUGCUUCUAAAUUUAAAAAGCAUUGAUUUUUCAAAGAGAGAGUUUAUGUAAUAUAUGAAAAAAGUAGUAUCACAGUCCAGCAGCAACACAUCUGUUGGUUUACUAAAGUGAGUUUUUAUAGAACAGAAAAAGAAAUGAAGACCAUUAGGAAUGUUUCUCUCAUAGUACUGUAAAAGUGUAUUAUUUUUAACUGUGGCAAACUUGUAGUAUUCUCUGGUGGUAAAAUUCUGUAGUAGAGUUUGGAUGUUUUUUAAAGUGAGUUUAUGCCAUAUGCAUGAAUAUUGUAUUUAUUAAAACUAUAUAUGUAUAUGUAUAGUUUCCAAGGAAGAAGUAAAGAAUUAUACAGUGAAAUCUUUGUUUAAUGAAUAUGUUGUAGUACUCAAUUUAGAAAGAGAAAUAUAAAGAAAAACUGAAAGAUGCACUUCCUUUUCUUCAGUAGGUUGCCUGAGUCAUGAAAACACUGGAUCAUGUUCUUAGAAGGAGCAUGUCCAUGUUUCUUUUCUGAAUCUAAAAGAGAAUUAAUUUCUUCUAGUGCACAAAGGUAUUUGGGGAUGAUAUUGUACAAGUGGACAUUAAAAAGAGUAAACUGCCUAUGUUUCUUUUAUACAAACUAUUUAAAUGCAUCACAAAAAGGAACAUAAAACAGCAGCCCCUUUUCAUCUCUUCCAAAUAUAGUUGUGUUAGAGGGAAGAUUUUAAAUAAAUUUGGAAAACUUCAGGAGUAAAAAUGGAUUAACAUCUUUUUCUCUUUCACAAUCUCUGUCCAAGCUGACAGUCCAACUUAUGGACCAGGAGCAGGUUCCCGUCACCACUCUUUGGAAUGGAGUGAUGUUAGCUGUUAGAUGUAUCCAGCCACUAAACAAAAAUUGGCCUUUUCAACACAGAGUUCUUCCUACUUUGUCCACCACAGCCCCAAACUUCAUCCCAGCUUAGAUAUCUCAGCACCCACCAGGGUAAACUUUAUAUUAUCACUCCAGUAUUAGUGUUUUAUUGAUUUCUUAGUAUUGUAUUUGGACUCAUCCUUGUAAGCGUAGAGACAGCUGUGGCUUCCCUGGCAGUUUAGAAGCAAAAGAUGGCAUGAUGGGACACCUGUAUGGAAAUGUUGUGAUGAUUGAAGUUGCUGCGGGUCACAAAUGAGCUGAAACGCCUGCCAGAUUUCACUUAAUAAAUGCUGUGUGUACUAAAUGUCAUUGUGUACAUAUGUGUGUGAAAUAAAACUGAAUCGUACUGAAAAAAA
Messenger RNA from Monodelphis domestica (gray short-tailed opossum), 7605 nucleotides. It is a transcript of the gene WDR7, whose product is annotated as WD repeat domain 7. Gene Ontology annotation, molecular function: protein binding. Gene Ontology annotation, cellular component: cytoplasm. The record is from RefSeq and is a predicted model, not a curated record. NCBI's taxonomy places the organism in Eukaryota, Metazoa, Chordata, Mammalia, Didelphimorphia, Didelphidae.